AUGGAUGGCAAGUUUCACAUCACUUUGGUAGCGGCAAAAACCCGUGUAGCACCCAUUAAACCAGUAUCAAUUCCACGUCUGGAAUUGAACGGCGCACUACUUCUGUCGCGGUUGCUUACUAUUGUCAAAUCAUCGCUAACCAUUCCUGUUAACAACCACGAGCUGUUGGACAGAUUCGGAGAUUGUGCUCCACUGGCUAUCCGCACCACCACGGAAUUGGAACACAUACGUCUGCAACAGAACGGCGGAGAUUCUGAACGAAUACCCACGCCUAUUUCUGAGUAUCUCACAUCAACGGAACUGCAGGCAGCACGGGACCAACUCAUUCGCCAUAUCCAGCGAAAGGCUUUUCAAAGGGAAUAUACACAGCUAGAAAACGGACGCCAGCUCCAUGCAAAAUCUCCGCUGAUCCGGUUUUCUCCAUUUCUCGACCAUGAGAAACUACUCAGAGUUGGUGGACGAAUCGAGAGAUCGACUCUCAACUACAACGCUAAGCACCCGUUGCUCAUUCCAAAGAGUUCUCCAAUCGCAGAGUUACUUGUACGACAUUCUCACGUGACGAACCUACACACAGGGGUGGAUGCAACGUUCACAAAUCUUCGUCAACAGUACUGGAUCUUAGGUGCGCGCAACAUUGUCCGAAAGACUGUCUUCCAAUGCAAGCGCUGCUUCCUUCAACGCAAGGCUACAAACAACCAUAUCAUGGGAGAUCUACCUAUGCCUCGAGUUCAGGCCAGCCGCUGCUUUCAACAUACCGGCUUGGAUUAUGCCGGCCCAAUAUCAAUCAAAGAAUCUACUGGACGUACACCAAGGAUCGGAAAGGCAUGGUUCGCUAUAUUCGUAUGUCUAACAACAAAGGCGAUCCACGUCGAAGCAGUCACCGAUCUAACAACCAAUGCGUUCAUCGCAGCGUUUCAACGAUUCAUUGCUCGCCGCUCUAAGCCGACUGAUCUCUACUCAGACAACGGAACAACGUUUCAUGGCAGCAAACGAGUACUGGAGGAGAUGAGGCUACUCGCCAUAAAGCACAGCAAGGAUGAAUAUCUAUCCAAUUAUUUCGCCAACGAACGAAUCUUGUGGCACUUCAUACCGCCUUCGGCACCACAUUUCGGCGGAAUAUGGGAGUCUGGAGUUCGGUCCAUCAAGCUACAUAUGAAACGGGUAAUGGGAUCGACAGCCCUAACCUUCGAGGAACUUUCUACAGUGUUGAUUCAGAUUGAAGCCCUACUUAACUCUCGCCCUCUUUGCUCAUCCGGGGAUACAACCCUCGAUUCACUCACACCAGCCCAUUUCCUGACUGGCGCUCCCUAUACUGCUAUACCGGAACCAUCCCGCCUUGAUGUUCCCAUCAACCGCUUGGAACGAUGGACUUAA
Drosophila takahashii is the source of this 1374-nucleotide messenger RNA. The record is from RefSeq and is a predicted model, not a curated record. NCBI's taxonomy places the organism in Eukaryota, Metazoa, Arthropoda, Insecta, Diptera, Drosophilidae.